GAACUGCUGCUGUCAGCACACUCGCUGUCAUCCGGGCAAUUUUCAGCAUACGUGUUGUCAUGUGACUCUGAUUCAGCCAUCUUGUGGAUACGAAACGAGAGACGCAACUCGCACACAAACUCAGCGCUGUCAGUAAAAGCAGAGACUUUCAAGGAAAAUGGCAGAAACCCAGACACUUAACUUUGGACCAGAAUGGCUCCGCGCCCUGUCUGGUGGAGUGGGUAGCAGCACCGUGGCCUCCCCUCCACUCUCACCUGCAAUGCCAAAGUAUAAACUUGCAGACUAUCGCUACGGGAGAGAAGAGAUGCUAGCACUUUAUGUAAAAGAUAACAUGAUUCCUGUAGAUCUUCAUGAUAAGGAAUUUCUACCUAUUUUACAAGAGGAGCCCCUGCUACCAUUGGCAUUAGUCCCAUUUACAGAGGAGGAACAGAGAAAUUUCUCCAUGUCUGUAAACAGUGCAGCAGUACUCCGUCUGACAGGAAGAGGUGGAGGGCCAGUAGCAGGGGCACCCAGAGGGCGAAGUUCUUCACGGGGGCGAGGGAGGGGCAGAGGAGAUGGAGGUUUUUACCAAAGAAGUUUUGAUGAUGUGGAGGGAGGUUUUGGCCAUGGAGUCAAAGAGAUGCAUCGCUCCCAGAGUUGGGAGGAGAGGGGAGACAGAAGGUUUGAAAAGCCAGGUCGAAAAGAUCCAGAUGGAGCACCAGCCCAUUUUCCACUCAAUCACAUACGGGCAAACUAUGAGGAUGCUGGUGCAGCGAACGCUCGAAAGCUCGAGUUCAUUCGCUCAGAGAGUGACAACUGGCGCAUGUCUCGAGAUGAGCAAAAUGGAGAGGAUGAUGAUGGGGGCUGGAGGCCUGUGGGUUCUCGUCGGGAUAAUGAACGAUGGUGUCCUCCGAGUCCAGAUGGCCCACGAUCAGCAGGGUGGCGGGAACACCCGGAUCAACGUCGGCGCUUCCCUUUCGACUCAAGGGGUGAAGAUGGUUACCGUAGACCUCGGUCAGGCAGCGGGAGUGUAGAAGAGGAGAGAGACAGUUUGCCAGAAUGGUGUCUGGAAGAUGCAGAGGAGGAAACGGGGACAUUUGACUCCUCUGGGGCCUUCCUCUCACUCAAGAAAGCUCCUAAGGAGCCGAUCCUGGAAGAGGCGGAGCUGGACUUCCGGCCACUGGAAGAGAAUGAAGAAUGCACAGAAAAGCAUAACAGUGAAUCAGAACAAACCAAAGAUACUGACACAGAAAGUAGUAGACGCGAAAGUGACCGAAAUGAAGAAGGCAGUAAAUCGGAAGAGCCUUCUCCAGUUGCUGUACCGUUUCCAGCGGUGGUGACGCCUCCCAAGGCUGUGACCCCGACUCCCCUUCCACCUGUGCACCCGGAACCAGCUGUAGAAAGUGAGAGAGCGUUGGAGCGAACGACAGUAACAGAACUCAGACCUGAACUCAGUAAAGCACCACUACACACAACUCUACCAAACAGCAUUAUGGAGGCUAUUUCCAUACCACAUGUCACAAAAACACUCCCAGAUCUUCCGGUCCCGGCGCCUUCAGUGCUCCCCGUUCAGUCGGUGCCCACUCAAACCCAGCAGAUAAAGCCUUUGGAGAUGCCAGUGGCUGUGGCUCCUGUUCUCCCCCACUCCAUGGGCAUUGUGGGCUCUAUAAGCCGGCCCUCUCUCCUGCCCUCUGACAUGGAUGAGGAUGAGGGACUCAAGCACUUUGAGCAGGAAGCUGAGAAAAUGGUGGCCUACCUGCAGGAUGGCGGUGUGGACGAUGAGCGUUUGGCAACUAAGAUUGGUCACAAACCCACAGCUCUUCCCAUUACCCAUGAGGCUGCAUUCAAAUGGUUUUACAAAGAUCCACAGGGAGAGAUCCAAGGACCUUUUAAUAACCAGGAGAUGUCUGAGUGGUUUCAGGCAGGCUAUUUCACCAUGACCUUGCAGGUGAAGCGAGGCUGUGAUGAGAUGUUUCAGCCCCUGGGAGAGAUGAUGAAGUUGUGGGGACGAGUGCCGUUUACAGCCGGCCCUACACUACCUCCCAUACUGGGAGAUGAUCAAGAGAGGAUGAAGAGACAACAGGAGAUGAAUGUUCUAAAUAUGUAUCAGCUACAGCAGUUGCAAUAUCAGUACUUACUCAGGCAACAAUAUGCUUUGGCUCAGCAGAAAGUUUUAAGCUCUGCACCUCCUCCACAACAGCAGCAGCUCAAUCUCCUCCUCCAUCAGGCACUUAAGAUCAGAACCCCAGAGCCACAACAGAACCUCUUACCUCCUGUCACGCGCUCCAUGUCAGUUCCAGACUCGGGAUCUGUUUGGGAAAUGCAGAACCCUUCCACUCAGGCAUCCUGUUCUCCAAACAUGCAGCCCUCUACUCCCAGCACUUGGGAAGGAAGUAGCGUAUGGGAUCUGCCACUAGACUCCAUGCCUCAAGCGUCUUCCAUUGAACAGAUGCAGAUGGAGAAAGCCAAAGCUUUGAAGCUUGAGAUGGAGAGACGAGAGGCAGAGCUUCGGACUAAAAGGGAAGAGGAGGAGAGGAAGCGACUGGAAGAGGCACUGCGUGCUAGACAAGAGGAGGAGCGCAAACGUCUGGAGGAAGAAGAGCUGGCACGGCGCAAACAGGAGGAGGCUCUCCAGAGGCAGCGGGAGCAGGAGGAGGCCCAGCGGCGGAAGAAAGAGGAGGAGGAAAGGUUAGCUCAAGAGGAGGCCCUCCGUCGGCUGGAGGAAAGGAGAAGAGAAGAGGAAGAGAGGAGACAAAGGGAAGAAUUCCUCCGCAAGCUUCAGGAAGAGGAGCGGAGGAAACAGGAACAACUGGAAGCUCAGAGGCGACUUGAGGAAGAGAAGAGGCUAGAAGAGGAGGCUGCAGCUGCUGCACUGGAGAGGCAACAGCAGGAGGAGCAGAAGAGGAGAGAGCAGGAGGCUCAGAGACAGCAGGAGUUACAGAGACAGCGGCAGCAACAGCAGGAGGCGCUCCGUCGACUGCAGCAGCAGCAGCAACAACAGCAGCUCGCACAGAUGAAGCUCCCAUCAUCCUCUAAGUGGGGUCAGCAGUCGACCACAGCAAACACCCUCUCACAGUCUCAAAAUGCACUGUCGCUCGCUGAAAUCCAGAAACUGGAGGAAGAGAGAGAACGACAGACACAGGAAGAGCAAAGACGACAGCAGCAAGAGUUCCAGAGGAUCCAGCAGCAGCAACCUCAGACGAAGCUCUCGGGCUGGGGCAAUGUGGCCAAGCAGCCAGCGGCCACCAAGUCUCUGCUGGAAAUCCAGAGAGAGGAAGCGCAGCAGGUGAAACAACGGAAGGAGCAGCAGCAACAACCGCAGCAACAACCGCAGCAGCAGCAAAACUCAACCGUUACCCAGCAGAACCGCACACAGAACCGAGUGGCCCUCAAUUCAUCAGUGUGGGCUUCUGUUAGUAAUGUCGGCUCUAACUGGAUGAUGGACAGCAGUAUCUGGGGUGAUGCUCAGAACUCUAAUAUUGGCUUCUGGGAUGAAGCAGUAAAGGAGGCCGCCCCACCUCAGGCCACACGAAAGAGCCACAAUCAGAAGAACAAGGGAAACGCUAACCUCAGUAAUAGCAGCAGUGGUAAAGCCAGUAAAAAGGUGGAAGAGGAAGAGAAGCUAGUGAAACUUUUCCAGGGAGCCAAUAAGAACCAGGACGGCUUUAUGCAGUGGUGUGAACAGACUCUACACACUCUCAACACAGCCAAUAACUUUGACGUCCCCACAUUUGCAUCAUUCCUGAAGGAAGUGGAUUCACCGUACGAGGUACACGACUAUGUGAGAGCCUACCUGGGCGACACUCCACAGGCCAAGGACUUUGCCAAGCAGUUUCUGGAGCGCCGUGCCAAACAGAACGCUAACCAGCAAAAACCUCAGCAGAGCCAGCCGCAAAAACAGCAGGACUCUGUGAGGGGAUUGAGCCAAGUGUCACAGUCAGUACUGCACCAACAGCAGCAGCGGUUUGAGACGGUCACCUCAGGCAAGAAGAAGAAGAAACAGAAGAUGGUACGAGCCGACCCGAGCCUUCUAGGUUUUUCUGUCAAUGCCUCGUCUGACAGACUCAACAUGGGUGAGAUUGAGACAGUGGAAGACAUUUGAGGCCUGCUGAUGAACAAGCUCCCCCUACUGACUGUUUCCCUUCUCAACAGUGUCCCUCAUAUUCUCUCUCAAACCUUUUCCUCCUUUCUCUUGUUUUUUUUUUUAAUCCUCAAUUCUUCAGUUUGAAAUAGAUUUGGGACAGCAAGUUUUUUUUUCCCCUCCCAGAGGAAACCACAGUUGCAAUAACAGCGCUGCCCCGCGGCUACGAAAAGAACCAAAAACGUAAAGCCCUGAGAAAAGGAAUAGAGAGCCUUGCUUCUGCAGGAGAGGAGCCAACCGAAUUCACUGUGACGCUCCACUGAGAUGGAGUGUCUGCUCAUGAUCAUGCUCAUCUCCCGACUGAUGUUUCUUUAAGUGUGAAUAAAAGGAGUGCAGAGGAAAAAAAUUGUAUUAUCCCCAUUACAACUUCCUUUUUUAAUUUAUUUGUUCCUCCCCUCAUUCUUUUAGUGCUUUCCAUUUUCUUCCUUCUCUCCUCUCCCACUUUGCUGCCCCCUAUGUUGAUGGACGUCGAUAACAACGUAGGACUCGAGGAAAUGUAAUCAACAGUGUCCUGUUUUAAGGACAUGUUUGAAAGUUCCAGACCGUUAUCCAUUUCUUUGUAAAAUAUUAGGCUGUUUAAAGAAUAAACUUUAAAUUCUGCAUCUGUAUAAUAAUAUAUGGAAAUGAUGAA
Molecule: messenger RNA, 4751 nt
Organism: Carassius gibelio (silver crucian carp)
Lineage: Eukaryota; Metazoa; Chordata; Actinopteri; Cypriniformes; Cyprinidae
Product: GRB10-interacting GYF protein 2
Exons: 29
Coding region: 158-4081 (1307 amino acids)
Biological process (GO): insulin-like growth factor receptor signaling pathway
Cellular component (GO): vesicle; proximal dendrite; membrane
Molecular function (GO): protein binding
Source: RefSeq, a predicted model, not a curated record